GAAAGGGAGCUACACUCCGUAGCUCCAAGCUUUGGCUUCCGUAAGUCCACACUAACAGUACCUCCUGCCUCUUGAUAAUACUUUUAAAAAAUGGCUCUCGUCUCUGGACCAGGACGAGCAGGUUCUGUUGCUCUGCCAGAGGAACUUCAGCUCGCCAUCGAACCCCAUGUGAAAUACAUACAGAGUCUCGACUCCGUAAGUAUCCAUCCUCUUCGCAUCCCCGCACUUGCUGACAUCUUCUGCUUAUAGCGCAAAGAUGAGCUCGAAUAUUGGCACACAGAACAUCUACGGAUAAACGGACUCUACUGGGGACUCACCGCACUCUAUCUACUUGGCCGACCUGAUGCGCUACCGAGACGGGAAACAAUCGAUUUCGUUUUGAGCUGCCAACAUAAAAAUGGUGGAUUUGGAGCUGCGCCAGGUCAUGACGCCCAUUUGUUGUACACAGUUAGUGCCGUGCAGAUAUUAGUGAUGGUGGAUGCUGUUGAAGAUCUAGAGAAGAACUUGAAUGGCGAGGGAAAACAUUUGGUCGGUAAAUGUGAGUGCUUUCAUAUUUACGUUCGACGUGGCCAUACCAUUACUGACUUCGAUGCGCAGACCUCGCCGAUCUACAAAAUAAGGAUACGGGGACCUUUGCUGGGGACGAGUGGGGCGAGGAAGAUACAAGAUUUCUUUACGCAGCGCUGAACGCACUUUCACUGCUACAUUUUCUACAUCUGGUGGAUGUUGACAAGGCAGUAAAUUACAUCGUUUCGUGUGCGAAUUUUGAUGGUGGUUACGGAGUUAGUCCGGGAGCUGAAUCACAUUCGGGACAAAUAUUUGCCUGCUUAGGUGCCUUGUCAAUUGCGAAGCGGGUAGAUGUGGUCAACAUCGAUAAACUGGGUAAAUGGUUGAGUGAGAGGCAAGUAGAGUGCGGCGGAUUGAAUGGCAGACCGGAGAAAAAAGAAGAUGUUUGUUAUAGCUGGUGGGUUGCGACGAGUCUCGCCAUGAUCGGAAGGCUACAUUGGAUCGAUGGAGAAAAGCUCACCAAUUUCAUUCUGAAGUGUCAGGAUACAGAGGAAGGUGGCUUUGCCGACAGGCCGGGGGAUAUGGUUGAUGUCUUCCACACUUGCUUUGGUAUGGCCGGCUUGUCUCUUCUAGGAUUCCCUAGUGUCGAUGAGGUUGAUCCAAUUUAGUAAGUUCUCACAUCUCCAACAAUUGUGCUCUGCGCUGGCUAAUUUCGUCCAGUUGUAUGCCGAAGAAAAUUACUGAGCGAGUGCUAGGGCAGUCUUAGGAUGCCCUCUGCUUCAAUGAUAUAAUGAGUUGUGAAUAGGGUGAACGUAUUCGCGUUGAUUCCUUGGUCAGACCCUUGCACUUUGGGUAUUUUUAGUAAGUGGAAUCUAGAGCUCUUCCCACGAGUCCAGUGCUAGAACUUUUUGUAUAAAUUAUUGAGUACGCAAUAUUCGCACCUGAAUAUGGAAUUGCUUAAGUAUUCAGAAGCCUCUCUUUCUUUUAUUCUUACUGCAGUC
Sclerotinia trifoliorum is the source of this 1508-nucleotide messenger RNA. The record is from the annotation of a GenBank genome assembly. NCBI's taxonomy places the organism in Eukaryota, Fungi, Ascomycota, Leotiomycetes, Helotiales, Sclerotiniaceae.